CGAAUUUAUGAUGUAUUCUGGCACAGAAUUAUCUCCACAAGAAGUGGAAAGUGGCUUAAUGUUUUCUCGACCAAAUAGAGGGAAUUAUGUUUGUGGAGAAUGUGGAAAAUCGUAUUCAAGGAGUCACAAUUUGAGGAGACACCAAAAUCUCGAAUGUCAGAGACUGAAAAAAUAUUCUUGUUCUGAAUCGUCCUUCAGAAUUUUUGGAGUGUCAAAACGGAUGAAUUGUAUGAAGAUAAGAUGCAGUAUCAACUUCAAACUGCUACGAAUGAUUUUGAAACGAUCUGCAAAAGAUGCCAACGAGAAUUUUCAUCUCCUUAUUCCUUGCGAAGACAUAUGAGAUUGAAGAAUUGUCGGUCAAAAGAAAAUGACGAUUUCCGAAAACAUAUGAGAUUGAAGAAUUGUCGGUCGAAAGAAAAUGACGAUAGAAAAAAAAGAUCUGUACGUCUACGUUUGAUGUGCAAAAAAUGCAAACGAGAAUAUUCAUCUCCGUAUUUCUUGCGAAGACAUAUGAAAUUGAAGAAUUGUCGUGCGAACAAAAAUUAUGUUUCAAAAAAGCGAUCCACAAGAACAAGAAAAUAAUGAUUAAAUUGAAAAAUCUUGAAUGCUCAAGCC
Molecule: messenger RNA, 615 nt
Organism: Belonocnema kinseyi
Lineage: Eukaryota; Metazoa; Arthropoda; Insecta; Hymenoptera; Cynipidae
Exons: 2
Coding region: 8-340 (110 amino acids)
Source: RefSeq, a predicted model, not a curated record